This is a messenger RNA of Symbiodinium necroappetens, 936 nucleotides long. The record is from the annotation of a GenBank genome assembly. NCBI's taxonomy places the organism in Eukaryota, Dinophyceae, Suessiales, Symbiodiniaceae.
AUGCCGGUGCUACGUCGGGUCAGAGGAAAGACAGCCGAGCAGGUCGCCGAGCAGGGAGUGAAGAAGGAGAUCCAGCCUCAUGUGAAGAUCGAGAAAGAAGACGACAAGUUCCCUAUCGUCGCAGGCGAUGUCCCUCGCCAGACGAAGAAGAAGGGCGGUCGAGUGAAGAUCGAGAAGGACGGCAAGAAGGAGAACAAGGUUUACAAGCGCCGUGUCGAGACAGACAUCAAGCGUUCUUAUGACCAACUUCAUUCGGAGCCGACGCACGAUGAAAUCGCUGCCGGCACUGAGAGCAUUCGAAAGGAACUCAAGGUUUCUGUUGGUGCGCGACUUCGAAUGUCGCCUAAGCAGGGCCAGGACGGUGCGCCAAUCGCUUGCAAGGCUGGGAGACAAAGCUUCAUUACUCUCAGUGUGAUGGAAGCCGAGCUAUAUGCUGCAACACAAGGAUGCAACUUCCUGGACUCAAUUGGCGCUGUGCUGGAUGAGCCGGUUCCAGGCGUUUACAAGAGUGUGCUGGCGAUCGACAAUACCGGCAGCGAUGUGCAGUGGAGGCUGGAAAGGUUGCGCACCAGUGGCUGCUUAGGCGGCACUUACAAGAAGGACAGCGCGACUGGAGCAAGUGAGGACUUUGGCGUCGCAAGCCCCCCGAACUCCGAGGAUGACUACACUGAGAAGACGGAACGAAGUGGUCCUGGGGACAGACUUCCAAUGGCACGAGACGUGCCCACGUUCGAGAACUUGGCUGAGAGGCUGAAAGACUACUUCGGAGCUGAGGAGCCUCCCUCAGGGUCUAUGCUGCCAUCGACAAGACAGCUUCGCUACGUCCUCUACAUUUGGCGACAUUGGAAUGUGUCUGGUCGACAUCACCUGGUUUGGGGUGAAGUGAGUACCAGAACGGAGACCUCCAGGUGGAUGGAGAAUUGGAGGAAAGCUUGA